This is a messenger RNA of Ornithodoros turicata, 2266 nucleotides long. RefSeq lists its product as uncharacterized. NCBI's taxonomy places the organism in Eukaryota, Metazoa, Arthropoda, Arachnida, Ixodida, Argasidae. The transcript has 6 exons. The record is from RefSeq and is a predicted model, not a curated record. The coding region runs from base 1 to 1317 and encodes 438 amino acids.
AUGCCUGGCUGCUGCGCAGUAAGUUGCCGCAACCGAACAGAAGAUGGGAAGAAACUCUUUGCCAUCCCGCAGGGCAAAGCCAACGAUAUUAGAAGAAAAGUGUGGUUGCGCAGAAUAGGACGAAAGAACUUCACAGCAACUGGAAAUACCCGACUUUGUGAGGAUCAUUUCACCGUGGACCAAUUUGAGCCACUGAUUCUCGCGAAAACUGGUGAGAAAAAGCUGAAGUUCAAUGCUGUACCAAGCAUUUUCUCCCACCGGCCAGUCGAAAAGACACGUAAGCCGCCGUGCAAACGAUUGAGAGAAGACAGUCCUGUCACUACCACGGUCAGUGUAGAGGCAGAGACCACGUGUGAAGUGGAAAGUAUAGAUACUGUCUCUCACGAGGAGGAUACGGACACAUGUAACGACGCUUCAACACUGUGCACCGAAACACCCAUAUCAGGACCAGAGAAUGCACUGACGGUUGCUUCAACACAUGCCGCAUUGCUGAGCAGGAUACAGCAACUCGAAGAUCAAGUUCAAAGUGCGCGACGAAGACUGAACCUUGCACAUAGACAGAGGUGCCAAGCACUCCUUGCAAACAAGCGCAUUGUCGCAAGACUAAAUAAAUUUUUAAAUGAUGACCAGUUGAAGUGCCUCGAAAAGUUGACAAUGAAGGGGGUUCAGUGGAGCAAGAAGACGGUCAUAAAGGCGUUAAAAGUUAGACUAUCCUGUGGAAAACGUGGCUACAGCACUGUCAAAGAGCUUGGACAACCCUUGCCUUCUGAGCGCACUCUGCAACGUCACCUGGAAAUGUGCAAGUUCGAACCAGGGCUGCUCAACGACAUCAUGAGGUCCCUUGCAAUGAAGGUCGAUCUCAUGUCACCAGAGGAGCACCAUGCUACCCUCAUGCUGGAUGAGAUUCAGCUGUCACCAGGCCUGGUCUACGACCCAUCAUCUGGUUCAGUUCUUGGAUCGCCCACCAUUCCUCUGGCAGACGGGACACUGCCAGCUAACACCCUUGCCACCCACGGACUUGUGUUUAUGCUUGGUGGCAUCAGCACACGCUGGAAACAGACAAUUGCCUAUCACCUCUCUGGGAAUUCGUUCCACGCACAGACUGCGAAGGACUUUAUCGUUCACAUUAUCAAAGAAUGUGAGGCCAUAUUCUUGAAGGUGGACGUUAUCGUGACAGAUAUGGGAGGUGGCAACCAAGGCCUGUUGAAGCUUUUUGGAAUUAUUGUUGGGAAGCACAGUAAAAGAAGGACCUGGUGCCCUCACCCCUGUGAUUCAACCAGGAAGCUCCACUUCAUGGCGGACUGCCUCAUCUGCUGAAGAACCUGAGGAGUCACCUGACCAAUGGCCAAGCGAUCUACGUGCCCGACAAGCUUGUAGAAAAGUACUGCCUCCCAGGAAAUGAGGUGUCGAUCGGACCAAUCAAGAAGCUUGUGGAGGUGGACAGUGAUGCUGAGCUGAAGCUGGCUCCUCAUCCGAAACCUUCUUCUGUAGAGCCCAAUCACUACCAUAAGAUGAAGGUGGGGCCAGCUUUCAGCCUGCUCAAUAACGACACAGCAGCUGCCCUGCGUUUACUUGUCGACAACGGGACACUUGACAAUACACCGUUGACAACUGCGUGGUUCGUUGAGACUGUAUUCAAAUGGUUCCGCAUGAUGACUUCGAGAACAACCAAGCUGUAGUAGGUUUGAUUAUGUUCAGUAUGGUAAGGCAGUCCAGUUUCUGGAGGACGUUAUUCAGCUGUUUGAGGAACUGUCAAUUGGUGACUCAAAGAGAACCAGCUAGAAGCCGGUGCAGACUGGCCUGAUACUUGCAACGACAACGGCCCUGCUGCUUCAACAGCUGUUUCUGGAUGACUAUGGCUGCAAGUUCCUCUUACUGAGCCGUUUUAGUCAGGACUCGUUGGAGAACCUGUUCUCUAUCCUGCGGUGCAAGAACCCGGUGCCUCGUGUGAUUGAGUUCAGGUGUGCGCACUUCGCGGAACAACCAUGGCUCAGUUUCUGCGCCCAAGCAAAGACGGCAGUUACAACGAAGAGGAUUACUUCCUGCUCACAGGUUUGCCCAGUGAAGAAAGGACAGCUCAAGUGCAAAGCGCUGUAGCCCACCCCUCUGAUUUCCUUAAUCUUGAACACCCAGAACAAGAAUCCCUAGAGUACCUUGCUGGCUACGUUGUGGCGCAAGUGAAAAAGACAAACUCGUGUGAGAACUGUCGCGCUGCCAUAACCGGCACAGCUGAGGCCAGCAAGCUCACAGUGCUCAAGGCAUACAA